Lampris incognitus (smalleye Pacific opah) is the source of this 1044-nucleotide messenger RNA. It is a transcript of the gene stx11a, whose product is annotated as syntaxin 11a. The record is from RefSeq and is a predicted model, not a curated record. Gene Ontology annotation, molecular function: SNAP receptor activity; SNARE binding. Lineage: Eukaryota; Metazoa; Chordata; Actinopteri; Lampriformes; Lampridae. Gene Ontology annotation, cellular component: SNARE complex; plasma membrane; presynaptic active zone membrane. Gene Ontology annotation, biological process: exocytosis; intracellular protein transport; synaptic vesicle fusion to presynaptic active zone membrane. The transcript is spliced from 2 exons. Bases 71 to 952 code for a protein of 293 amino acids.
UCCGCAUUUGGUUCGGUUGCUUUGACGCGUUCGUUGUUGUAGGGCUGUUGGAUCCUUACCGUAAGGCGAGAUGAAAGACAGAUUGUCCGACCUGCACGACGUCAGUGCCCGGCCUCCACACAUGGUGAUUGGGCCUGAGGUUGACCGCGUCUUUGAGGAUGAUGGCGACCUAGAGCAAAACGCCAUUGUGUUUGACAACGAGGACCUGAUGAAGACCGUCUUCAAGGAGGCCCACUCAAUGCGGAAAGAAAUCUCCCUGCUGAAAAUGGACGUGAAAAGACUCGGGAAGCAGAACACGAGGUUCCUGACGUCUGUGCGACGGAUAAGCAGUAUUAAACGAGACUCCAACGCCCUGGGGAGAGACAUUAAGGCCCGCGGUGAGUCCAUCUAUGCAAGUCUGGAGAAACUGGGGACACAGAGCAAGGAGCUGGAGGAGGAGCACGGGCCCUACUCGGCGCUUGUCCGCAUGGCGCGAGCCCAGCUCGUCUCCCUGACGUACGCCUUCAACGAGGCCAUGACCGAGUACAAUGAAGCCGAAAUGGUCCAGCGGGAGAACUGCAAGACCCGCAUCCAGCGGCAGACGGAGAUCAUGGGGAAGGAGGUUUCACGGGAGCAGAUCGAAGAGAUGAUCGAAACGGGGAAGUGGAACGUGUUCUCCGAGAACCUCCUGACCGACGGGAAGAUGGCGCGGUCAGCGCUGACAGAGAUCGAGAACCGCCACCGGGAGCUGCUAGACCUGGAGAGUCGGAUAAGGGACAUUCAUGAGCUCUUCUUUCAAAUGGCCCUGCGGGUAGAGGAGCAGGGCGCCAUGCUGGACAAUGUGGAGGCCAACGUGCUUGCCACUAUAGACUACGUGGCCAAGGGGACCAGGCAGAUUGAGAAGGCCGUGAGGUACAAGGAGAGCAACCCGUGCAAACGUCUCUUCUGCUGCUGUUUCCCCUGCUGUCGAUAGCAAGAUGCCAUCAAAUAACGCCGUUCCACCAAGGAAGGUCUCAAGCCUACGGCGUUCAGAGCGUAGCUUGCUUCAUUAAUAUGCUGUAUUUC